Messenger RNA from Chenopodium quinoa (quinoa), 2205 nucleotides. RefSeq names its product F-box protein CPR30-like. Bases 923 to 1945 code for a protein of 340 amino acids. Lineage: Eukaryota; Viridiplantae; Streptophyta; Magnoliopsida; Caryophyllales; Amaranthaceae. Gene Ontology annotation, molecular function: protein binding. The record is from RefSeq and is a predicted model, not a curated record. The transcript is spliced from 2 exons.
AUUCACGAGAAGUUAAAAUGAGAAAUGAAGGCUCACUCACGUCACAUUUGCACAUUUACCCUCGCUAAAUAAGUAGAAUCGCCCACAUUUGCACCGUCUUCCUCACUCAUCAAGUUACCAAUUAACCACUCCGUACUAUAUCUGGUAUUAAUCUUAUAAUCUCUCCCCUUUUGAUUAUUUAUUUUUCAUAUUUUUUGAUUUUUUUUUUAUUGUUUCCUUUAAUUAGCAGAAAUGUGGUGAGUAAUGAGACCAUAUUUAUUUACUAAUUAAUGAUCUUAUCUUUUGAUGUAUCAACCCAUUUAAUCAAUAUUUUCCCCCCUAAAAGAUUUGAUCUUUACUUAAUCUAUUACGAAGUAUUAGAAAUAAUUUGUUUUUCUUUGAUAUGAUCAGAUAUAAUUGUGCUUAAAUUGUCCUGCAUGUUUUGAGAUUAGUAAGUUAUUGUUUAUUUAGUUGAAUUGCUUGCUAAUUGCUAUGCAUUUCCUCUUUUCUUGCCGGAAUUGUGGAUUCUUAUUGACUGUUUUGUUUUCGUUUAAAUUUUGAAUGUGUGCCUUGAAAGAAUGAAUGGCGGGAUGAAUUGAAAUUCGAGUGUUAGGGUUUUAGAGAUGUUUGGUGCAUUUACUAUGUUAUUACUCAAAGCAAUAUCGACUAGGGUUUUCGAGUUUUUUUAUUCCCGCAUUUUCAAGUUUUUGAGAUGUUUGGUUAUCUAUGAUGUUAUCAGAUUGUUUGGAAAUUUUACACUUUGCUGUAUAUGCUUAUUCUUCCAGUUAAGCUUUUGCUUUGGUGGGUGAAGCUCUGCAUUUUCGGGUUUUAGUUGUUAUCUAUGUUGCCAUCUGAUUGUUUAGAAAUUUAACAUUAUCUUAGGCUGUAUUUGCUUAUAUUUCAGUUGAGCUCUUGCUUUGGUGGGUGAAGUUAAGUGAAAAUUAUGGAUUUUCCAUUGAUAUUGAUCAUGGAUAUACUGUCUAGACUUCCAGUCAAGUCUCUUUUAUGCUAUCGUUGUGUAUCUAAAUCAUGGAAGUAUUUAAUCGACAACCCUUAUUUCAUUAAGCUCCAACUGCAGUACUCCUUGGAAAAUACCACUAAUCUUGUCUUGAUCAUAAGAGGUGGUUAUCUUUACUCGGCACACUUCCCUGGACUCAAUGAGGCUAUUGUGAUAGACCAUUCUUUGAAAUGUGGAUAUAUUGGAACUGAGGUUUUGGGUUCUUGCAAUGGGCUGUUGUGUUUGUCAAAUGGGGAAAGUCAUGGUAAAAAUGGUACAAUUAUCUAUAAUCCAGUAACCAGAAAGUCCCGGGAAGUGCCUGCUUCGAAACUUAAAAUCCCCUAUGGAUAUGAGUCCGUGAUAUAUGGCUUUGGUUAUGACCUUGUUAAUGAUGAUUAUAAGGUGGUUAGGGUUAUUCAGUAUUCUACUGAGCAUCCUGACUUUUAUGAUAGUGAAGUCAAGGUUUUUAGUUUGAAGGCAAACUCUUGGAGAAGGAUUCGGGACUUUCCUCGUGAAUAUUACCUUUCUUACAAAAGGGGAUGGGGGGUUUAUGUCAGUGGCUGUUUACAUUGGAUGAUAACCUUGAAGCCUGACUCAAAUGGGUCCAAAUUGAUUGUUGCAUUUGAUUUAAGUUCGGAAGUUUGUAAGGCUGUGUUACUUCCUAAGAUUUCAGCUGGUGAAGUUCAUUUGACUGUCGAAGUCUUGGGUCAGUUCUUAUCUCUCCUAGUCAAUUAUCCCUCCAAUCGGAGUGAAGUGUGGGUCUUGAAAGAGUAUGGUGUAGUGGAAUCUUGGUCUAAGUUGUUCACAGUUUCACAGCCAGAUAGUAUUGGACCUUUUGAAUAUGUGAGGCCUAUUGCUUACUCAAAGGACGGAUCUAAAGUGCUCCUUGAACAAGACCUUCAAAAGCUUAUUUGGUAUGAUGUGGAAAGUCAAAGUGCUGCAGAUGUGAAAAUCCCUGGCUUGAUUUGAUGCCGAAGAAAAACAUUAAAUCUGGAAUCAUUCCUGAUAAGCUACUUUCUUUGAUAUGAGACCAUAUAUAUUUACAAAUUAAAGAUCUUAUCUUUUGAUAUAAUCCAUUUAAUCAAUAUUUUCACCCCUUAAAGAUUUGAUCUUUACUUUGUCUAUUAUUAGAAAUACUACGUAAUUUGCUUUCCUUUGAUAUGAUCAGAUCAGAUAUAGUUAUGCCUAAAUUGUCCUACAAGUUUUGAUAUUUGUAAGUUAUUGUUUAU